Messenger RNA from Scaptodrosophila lebanonensis, 647 nucleotides. RefSeq lists its product as uncharacterized. The transcript is spliced from 2 exons. Bases 30 to 593 code for a protein of 187 amino acids. The record is from RefSeq and is a predicted model, not a curated record. Lineage: Eukaryota; Metazoa; Arthropoda; Insecta; Diptera; Drosophilidae.
UCCAACAAACAACUGCACCUGUCAAUUAAAUGUCAAUAUUAAGAAACAAUUGUGCUUAUUUGCUGUUAUUGGCGAUAUGGCUGCUCUGUCGAAGUGCAACAACAAUGAGAACCUGGACCUACACAUUGAUGGAUAUUACCUACGAGAGUUCAGACGACAGUAAAUUGAAACUUGAUUUGCAUAUCGAUCGUUUGGGACGCGGCGAAUAUGGGCUCUCGGGCAAAGUCAUCUUGGGUGUUGAUCUGACAAACGAAACAGAGAUCGAGAUAUUGGUAUAUCGUAGUGCCGAUGGCAGCUCCGAGUACAAGCUACAGCCCCUUCAGAUCGACCGUCAAUCUAUAUUCCAGGCCAUUAACAACUACUACAAGAAAAUGGUAAUGGCCAGUGUGGCCGAGUGCUCCGAUUUGCCCCAAUUCAAUGAUACUUUGGAGCAUGUCGGACCUGCCACAUUUAAUAUCACCAAGUGCCAGUUGAGCACCGAACAGUUUCCAGCCUUCAUGCCCGAGGGCUAUUACAAGCUCCACUUCAAUGGCUAUGGACCCUUUGAGUUCAGUUCGGUGACCCUUUUGCGCAUUGAGAAGGCUUUGUAUUAAGUUCGAUUUCUAUUUUUAUGAAUUUUUUUUUGCCAAUAAAUGCAUAAAAAAUAA